AUGGUAGACGUGACGGAUUAUAUUAUGGAUACGGAGAUUGUAAUUCGUGAUAAAGGAGCAGAAGACGGAAAUCCAGAGAACCGCGUUCCAACAAAUAAGAAGAAGGGAGAUGAUAUCCUAGUGGCCGAGUUAGAUAAGAAGAGUAAAGU
This is a messenger RNA of Paraglomus brasilianum, 149 nucleotides long. The record is from the annotation of a GenBank genome assembly. NCBI's taxonomy places the organism in Eukaryota, Fungi, Glomeromycota, Glomeromycetes, Paraglomerales, Paraglomeraceae.